Molecule: messenger RNA, 906 nt
Organism: Chaetomium globosum CBS 148.51
Lineage: Eukaryota; Fungi; Ascomycota; Sordariomycetes; Sordariales; Chaetomiaceae
Exons: 5
Coding region: 1-906 (301 amino acids)
Biological process (GO): mitochondrial citrate transmembrane transport
Source: RefSeq, a predicted model, not a curated record
AUGCCUUCCGCACCGGCCAAGGAAGAUGCGCACCCGGCCGUGAAGGGGCCGAGUGCCCUGCGAUCUAUCCUCGCUGGCGCAACCGCUGGCGCCGUGGAAAUUGCAAUCACAUACCCGGCCGAAUUCGCCAAGACACGGACACAGCUCAACCGCAGGUUAGCCGCAGGCCAGAAACUGCCAUGGCCGCCAUUCGGGAAGCAAUGGUAUGCGGGGUGCACGACCCUGAUCAUUGGCAAUUCGGCCAAGGCAGGCAUUCGGUUCGUCGCCUUUGACCAGUACAAAAAACUGCUCGUCGACGCCGACGGCAAGAUGUCGGGCCCGCGGACGGUGCUCGCCGGUUUCGGCGCCGGCGUGACCGAGUCCCUUCUCGCCGUCACCCCGACGGAGAGUAUUAAGACCACUCUCAUCGACGACCGCAAAUCCGCCAACCCGCGCAUGCGCGGCUUCCUGCACGCGGUGCCCAUCAUCGCGCGCGAGCGCGGCAUCCGCGGCUUCUUCCAGGGGUUCGUGCCGACCACCGCGCGGCAGGCCGCCAACAGCGCGACGCGCUUCGGGUCCUACACGGCGCUCAAGCAGCUGGCGGAGGGGUACACGGCGCCCGGGGAGAAACUGGGCGCCGCGGCGACCUUCGCAAUGGGCGGCGUGGCUGGGCUGAUUACGGUUUAUGUGACGCAGCCGCUGGAUACGAUCAAGACGCGCAUGCAGAGCAUUGAGGCGAGGGCGCUGUAUGGGAAUUCGUUUCGCUGUGCGGCGUUGAUCUUUAAGCAGGAGGGGGUGUUGACGUUUUGGAGUGGGGCGUUGCCGAGGCUGGCGAGGUUGAUUAUGAGUGGGGGGAUUGUGUUUACGAUGUAUGAGAAGAGUAUGGAAAUGUUUGAUCGGUUGGAUCCGGAGAGGAGGUAUAUUUGA